Scedosporium apiospermum is the source of this 1176-nucleotide messenger RNA. RefSeq lists its product as uncharacterized. NCBI's taxonomy places the organism in Eukaryota, Fungi, Ascomycota, Sordariomycetes, Microascales, Microascaceae. The coding region runs from base 1 to 1176 and encodes 391 amino acids. The transcript has 6 exons. The record is from RefSeq and is a predicted model, not a curated record.
AUGGCCAACCCACCAGAGGGCUCGCCCGAAUGGGCCGCCCAGGACAAAGGUCCCUACACAAUCGCCAUAUGCUGGGCCGUCACAGCCUUCAGCACCCUCUUCGUCAUUGCCCGUCUCUACGUCAGAGGAAAGAUUAUGGGAAAACUGCAGAGCGAUGACUGGUUCACUGUCGCCGCACAGAUAUGCAGUUGGAUCUCGACCGCCUUCUCAACCAUGGCAGUGGCAUCCGGUAACGGCAAGCAUUUCUCCCUCCUCUCGACCGAGCAGAAAACGGGCGCCAUCCUCUGGACGACUGUUGCCUUCUGCCCCGGCGUCCUGUCCUUCGGUCUCCCCAAGAUGGCGGUCGUCGUGCUCCUCCAGCGCCUGUUGAAUCCGCAACGUUAUCAUCGGUGGUUUCUGUGGUGGAUGGGUAUCUGGUGCCAAUUGACCUUGUUUGCGACCGUUGGCGUUCUCUUAGGUCGAUGCAUGCCUGCGCGAGCCCUUUGGGAUUUUUCUGUCGAGGGGAAGUGUUUCGAUCCGAAUAUUCUGGUCGGCUACUGUAUCUAUGCCGGUUCUUUCUCUGCCUUUGUUGACCUUUACCUCGCCAUCUACCCGACCGUCGUCCUCUUCCAGCUUCAACUCUCUCUUCGCAAGAAAAUUGCGCUCUGUGUUGCCUUGGGCAUUGGCUCCAUCUCCGGAGUCGUUGCCAUUUACAAGACGACUCGAAUUCCCUCUCUCAAGAGCCCAGACUUUUCGUACGAUACUGCCGACCUCGUCAUCUGGACCGUCAUCGAAGGGAGCACCAUCAUCGUCGCCUGCUCCAUCCCCAUCCUCCAACCCCUCAUGGACCUCAUCAUGCGCCGCAACCCCUUCAGCUCCAACAAGUCCACCAAACGCACUCCCCGCUACUUCGAAGACUACAGCACAGGCAGUAAGGCCGGCUACGAGCUCGGCCAGCGAAAACCCAAGUCCAAACUCCGCGACGAACUAGGUCUCACCAUCGUCAAAGACGACAGCCAGGAAGACAUCCUCAGCGGCAACGAGAAUAACCAUCAUAAUCAGAUCGGACCCGGCGAUAGUACAGGGAGGUUGACGAAGCCAGUCGACGGCGUUAUUGUGAGAACGGAUGUGGUGACUGUGCGGUAUUCUCAGCAGCAUGAGAAUCAGCCGUCGACGGAGAGGUGGGGGGCUGUCUAA